This is a messenger RNA of Penicillium alfredii, 1215 nucleotides long. Its product is annotated as tellurite-resistance/dicarboxylate transporter family protein. NCBI's taxonomy places the organism in Eukaryota, Fungi, Ascomycota, Eurotiomycetes, Eurotiales, Aspergillaceae. Gene Ontology annotation, biological process: malate transmembrane transport. Gene Ontology annotation, cellular component: membrane. Gene Ontology annotation, molecular function: malate transmembrane transporter activity. The transcript has a single exon. The record is from RefSeq and is a predicted model, not a curated record. The coding region runs from base 1 to 1215 and encodes 404 amino acids.
AUGACCACUCCACAAUUGCUAGGGGCUAACCCCAGCACCUAUGAGCUCCCACCCCUCUCAUCCCACUCGGGAUCCCCUAUCAUGGAGGAGUUCGAGAAGCCCGAGAAGCCAGGCAAGCUGCGCUUCUGCCAGCGCCUCCGCCACUUCACCUGGGCCUGGUAUACCUUGACCAUGAGCACGGGUGGUCUGGCUCUGCUCAUUGCCAGCCAGCCCAACCGCUUCAAGGGCCUCGAUGAGAUUGGCCUGGCUGUUUAUUUGAUCAACCUUGCCCUGUUUGCGCUGGUAUGCUCUCUGAUGGCUGCCCGGUUCAUCAUCCAUGGCGGACUGGUCGCCUCCCUCCGCCAUGACCGUGAGGGACUGUUCUUCCCUACGUUCUGGUUGUCCGUUGCCACCAUGAUCACCGGGCUGGAGCGCUACUUCGGCGACAAUCCCGCACCGGCUUUCUCGACCACCCUGGAAGUACUCUUCUGGCUCUACUGUGUGUGCACCUUCGCCGUCGCCAUCUUCCAAUACUCCUUCGUCUUCUCCUCCCACACCUACCGUCUACAGUCCAUGAUGCCGUCCUGGAUCCUGCCCGCCUUCCCCAUCAUGCUUAGCGGCACCAUCGCUUCCGUCAUCGCCGAACGACAGCCUGACCGGUCGGCCAUCCCCAUCGUCACCGCCGGCAUGACAUUCCAGGGUCUUGGGUUUUCUAUCAGCUUCAUGAUGUAUGCCCAUUACAUUGGACGACUGAUGGAGUCUGGGCUGCCGAACCGUGAACACCGACCGGGUAUGUUCAUCUGCGUGGGCCCGCCGGCUUUCACGGCGCUGGCUUUGAUCGGCAUGGCCAAGGGACUUCCGGAGACGUUCAGCGUCAUGGGCAGCGAAGACACCGUCAGUGAUGGUCGCAUGAUUGAAAUCCUUGCUCUUGCCGCCGGUGCCUUCCUGUGGGCUCUGAGUCUCUGGUUCUUCUGCAUUGCGUUGAUUGCUGUGAUUCGCUCGCCGCCGACUGCCUUCCACCUCAGCUGGUGGGCCAUGGUCUUCCCCAACACCGGGUUCACCAUUGCGACCAUCACACUGGCUAAUGCUUUUGAGAGCACUGGCAUCAAGGGUUUCGCAUCCGCCAUGUCCAUUUGCAUCAUCUGCAUGUGGCUCUUUGUCUUGGUCAGCCACGCCCGCGCCGUCAUCCGCCAGGAUAUUAUGUACCCGGGCAAGGAUGAGGAUGUGUCCGAGUAA